AUGACAAUAUCCACUGGAUCUUCUAGUCCACAGUCAGUUGGUGUUGGUGAUUUUAACAAUGAUUCACGACUUGAUGUCGUUGUCGCUCUUUCCACUAGUAUAAAAGUUUAUGUUCUUUUUGGACAUGGAAAUGGAAGUUUUACAUCUUCCGUGAUAUAUUUCCUUGAUACUAAUGCUGGUCCUCGAGCGAUCGUCGUUGAUAAUUUCAACAAUGAUAUGAAGCCGGAUAUUGCCGUAGCGAAUUAUCGAUCACAUAGUGUAAACAUACUUUUUGGAUACAACAAUGGAAGUUAUGCAAGUCCAACGACAUAUUCGACAGGCUUUAACACUUCGCCGUACUCCUUAGCUAUUGGUGAUUUCGACAAUGAUUCUCGACUGGAUUUUGCCGUCGCUAAUGAACGUGCUAAUAGCAUGACAGUAUUUUUGAGAUCUUGUUAA
This is a messenger RNA of Rotaria sp. Silwood2, 438 nucleotides long. NCBI's taxonomy places the organism in Eukaryota, Metazoa, Rotifera, Eurotatoria, Philodinida, Philodinidae. The record is from the annotation of a GenBank genome assembly.